This is a messenger RNA of Cylas formicarius (sweet potato weevil), 1097 nucleotides long. RefSeq names its product trimeric intracellular cation channel type 1B.1. Gene Ontology annotation, molecular function: potassium channel activity; identical protein binding. Gene Ontology annotation, cellular component: membrane. The coding region runs from base 143 to 973 and encodes 276 amino acids. Gene Ontology annotation, biological process: potassium ion transmembrane transport. Lineage: Eukaryota; Metazoa; Arthropoda; Insecta; Coleoptera; Brentidae. The record is from RefSeq and is a predicted model, not a curated record. The transcript is spliced from 4 exons.
GCCGGCUACAAUUUUUCGCUAGUCCGCGCCGCGCUCGUUUUAACGACGGAAUGUCCCGUCGCCGCCGUUGAUCCGUUAAGUUAAACACGCCAGUCGAGGGGGUGCAAGUUUUCGUAAUAAAUAUUAAAUCCGAGACGUCAAAAUGGAUCCCGAGGCAUUUCUCGACAUUGCGAAUCAGGUCGUCAAACUGAAAAUGUUCCCGUACUUUGACAUCGCCCAUUGCACGCUGUGCGCUCUCUCGGUGAGGGAAGACCUCGGCACCGGUGCUCAAACAUUUUCUCGCAAACAUCCUGUGGCGUGCUGGCUAUCGUACAUGCUGGUUGUCUUCGCGGGGGGAAUGGUAGCCAAUGGACUCCUGGCAGAACCCAUAUUAGCACCCCUGAAAAACACACCCCAAGUCUUAGUCGCGACUGCCGUCUGGUACAUCGUUUUCUAUACCCCUGCCGACGUGGGGUACAAACUAGCCAAAUUCUUGCCCGUCAAAAUAGCGUUCUCGGCGAUGAAGGAAAUCUACAGAUGCAAAAAGGUGUACGACGGGGUGACGCACGCAGCCAAGCUCUACCCCAACGCUUACCUUGUAAUGAUCAUUAUUGGCACAUUGAAAGGUAACGGAGCGGGGUUCACUCGCCUCAUGGAGCGACUGAUUCGAGGAGUUUGGACACCCACGGCAAUGGAGUUUAUGCAACCCAGCUUCUACACCAAGGCGUCCUUGGUGGCCUCCAUUAUUUUCAUUCUAGAUAAGAAGACGGAGCUGAUUUCCGCUCCCCACGCCCUCGUCUAUUUCGGAAUUGUAAUAUUUUUCGUCUACUUCAAACUGUCGUCAAUAAUACUCGGCAUUCACGACCCGUUCAUACCCUUCGAGAAUCUGAUGUGCGCCCUUUUCUUCGGCGGCAUCUGGGAUUCGCUAGCGAAAAUAUUCGGCAAGGGACAGAUCAAGGAAGGGGAGGCUAAGGACGCCAAGAAGACCAACUGAGAGAUUAAAUACGCGAAACGCGUGCCCGGAUAGUAGGUCUGAUGUAGUGCGGAACAUCAAACUUACUGUCCUCGUCGAGAGGCUACCGAAACAAGUCUGUAAUACUGUACCAAAAAUAAAAGUC